Molecule: messenger RNA, 1875 nt
Organism: Cladophialophora yegresii CBS 114405
Lineage: Eukaryota; Fungi; Ascomycota; Eurotiomycetes; Chaetothyriales; Herpotrichiellaceae
Exons: 4
Coding region: 1-1875 (624 amino acids)
Source: RefSeq, a predicted model, not a curated record
AUGGCCAAAUCAUCCGGUGCCGCCACCUCCAGUUCCGCGCCGCCGACGGUUUUCAUCAACUUCACCGCGACCGAAUAUGUUCCCGUCACAGCAACAACAACCGCCUCGGAAUUCUUCACCGACACCACCACCACCUCGGAAUUCUACACCGAUACGACCACUACGUCCGAGUUCUUCACUGAUACAACCACCACUUCGGAGUUCUUCACGGACACCACCACCACCUCCCAGUUCUUCACCAACACAACCACCCUACCAAUCACAAUCUACCAGACUAUCAUCUCCACGUCGAUUGUUACGACGACCCAAACCGUGACAGAAACAACGACGACAAUCUCCAUUACUCCAACCACGUUAACCACACCUACGACAGCAACCGUGACGACUCCAACAACCGAAACAGUGACCACUCCAACUACUGAAACAAUAACAACUCCCACCACAGCGACGCUCACGGAAACGUCAAUAUCGACGACCCCAACAACCGCGACGGCGACAGAAAUCAUCUCGAUAUACGAGAUUACAACUCAGGCUACCAGCAUUACGUUAUGUCCAACUCGGAUAGUCAACCCAACUUAUACCGCCGCCGGGCCAUAUCCCACAGACUGGACGUGGGGUUGUCCUCCAGGCUGGCUGUGUAAACCUGUUCUGGAGAACUGCAACUUCGAAGCUGGCAUCCCGGAUCCAAAUUUCCUUUGCAGUCCGAACCAAUGUAUCCCGGCCUCAGUCCUUCCCCCGUCCCUCCCAACCUGGGACCUGGAUAUCUAUGGAAAUUCUACGCCUGCAACAAACCCGGCCCUCCGCAUCAAUGUUAUUGAUGAUUUCUUCAACAUGGACCCGACUCAGUUCGGGUUGACAUAUGACAUCUUCGUCGUCAACGAAGUGUUGACUCGCACCACCACUAUACUAUUGCCACCGAGCCCGACCGUUGCAGCGAGACAAGCGCAGACUAAGGUUCCGGGUGCUUGUUAUCCGUGGUGUAAUAAUUGUCUGUUAGAGGCUCAGUCGAACGGGAAGACGUCCAAACUCUGCGUGCCCGGCUCAGCAUUUGAGGUCUCACUCGCGCAGUGUGAGCAGUGCAUUGACUACCACAAGGCCGAUGACUCGGCCAGUUUUGUGCAGAUCGCACCGCAGUUUCAACAGUUCCUCGAUUACUGCGAACAAUUUUCGACUGUUGGCGUAAGUACCACCUUGACGACACCCACAACCAAUGCUGCUGGUUCGACUCUCGCCACGGCCACGGGAACCAUAAUGACGACGGUCACGCCGAAGAGUUCGGCACCUCCUCCCUCCUCGGCCCCAUCGAGCCCGGUCGUCACCAUUGCAACGCUCACACCAGUCCCGUCACCGACGACGGCUACUUCAGAGGGCUCCACAAUGACAGCAACGGUGUCAACCCUCUCGACACUUCCCACAUCAUCACCGUCUUCGACACCACCAGCACCAAUCUCUUCAGCGACACAGCCGUACACAACCACCGAAACUGUCGUAACGACCAGUUACUCUCACCGGACGGUUUCCGGCAGCGCCUGGGGUCAAGUCACGAUCAUCAUGCCCGUCGGCGUCAACAGCACCACCACCGUGUAUGGCUCUGAUUUGACUAGCGGAGGCGCCACACUUGUUCUUCCCACCUCUCCCACCACCAGUACCUACACCACAACCCUGACAGUCACUCCCAGUGGGGAGGUCUCGGCACUUGCGACAACGACCGGAGCCUCCGGAGGCUCGGCCGCAGCUUCCGGCACCUCGACGGCACCGCAGUCCACGUUCACUGGUGCGGCAAGCGCGCUGAAGUUCUCUGCCGGAACCUAUCAAUUCCAAUCCACGGCUGCUGCGUUGACCAUCGUCAGCCUCCUAGCCACGUUCUUGCUAUAG